Molecule: messenger RNA, 135 nt
Organism: Racocetra persica
Lineage: Eukaryota; Fungi; Glomeromycota; Glomeromycetes; Diversisporales; Gigasporaceae
Source: the annotation of a GenBank genome assembly
UUAACUUCGGAGCAGAAACAGAUUUCAACAUUGUUUACGAUCUUAACCCCAGAUUUUACUAUGGUUAUUGUGCCGAUCACUUGCGGAUUAUCACUUAAUGAAGAUAUUUAUUAUAUUGCGUCAAAUGGAACAUGA